Messenger RNA from Colletotrichum tamarilloi, 171 nucleotides. RefSeq lists its product as uncharacterized. The record is from RefSeq and is a predicted model, not a curated record. Lineage: Eukaryota; Fungi; Ascomycota; Sordariomycetes; Glomerellales; Glomerellaceae. Bases 1 to 171 code for a protein of 56 amino acids. The transcript has a single exon.
AUGAUGUCUGGCAUCAAAAGUUGUUUUGAGGUGAAGGAAGGCGUCAUGACGCUCUUUUCUUCCUCGUUGCGGGCAUUCCAGUUGCCCUUUUGUGUGUGUGUCUCUGCUGUCGACACCCGUCAUUGGUUUUUUCCCCGUUGCUCCCAGAGCAACUCGUCUAUCAUCGGAUGA